Musca vetustissima is the source of this 2150-nucleotide messenger RNA. RefSeq names its product DNA-binding protein Ewg (gene ewg). NCBI's taxonomy places the organism in Eukaryota, Metazoa, Arthropoda, Insecta, Diptera, Muscidae. The transcript has 7 exons. Gene Ontology annotation, biological process: regulation of transcription by RNA polymerase II. The record is from RefSeq and is a predicted model, not a curated record. Gene Ontology annotation, cellular component: nucleus. Gene Ontology annotation, molecular function: RNA polymerase II cis-regulatory region sequence-specific DNA binding; DNA-binding transcription factor activity, RNA polymerase II-specific. Bases 4 to 2109 code for a protein of 701 amino acids.
ACAAUGAAUGUCACCACAAUAUCAACCGUAUCGAAUGCCACACAAGCCGCUGUGGACAGUAUACAAAAUCAUGGCCAAAAACAUCAGACCACAUAUAAAAUUGAAAUGCUCGACGAUAGUAUGGCCUCCGACGAUGACGAUGAUGAUUUAAUUAGCAGUGAUGGCAGUAUUUUCGAUGAAAAUGAAUUAGCCGCCGUACAGGAUGAUUUGGCCAAUCAAUUGGCCGCUGCCGGUCCGGUGGGAGUAGCGGCUGCCGCUGCCAUUGCAUCAUCGAAGAAGCGCAAAAGGCAACAUUCGUUCGAAACGAAUCCGUCGGUGCGUAAACGACAACAGAAUAGGCUAUUGCGUAAAUUGCGCGGUAUAAUCUAUGAAUUUACAGGCCGUGUGGGCAAACAGGCUGUGGUGUUGGUUGCCACACCGGGUAAACCCAAUACAAGUUAUAAAGUAUUCGGUGCCAAACCGUUAGAAGAUGUAGUACGUAAUCUUAAGAAUAUUGUUAUGGAUGAGCUGGAGAAUGCUUUAGCCCAGCAGGCACCACCGCCACCACAGGAAGAUCCAUCGCUCUUUGAAUUGCCACCAUUGAUUAUUGAUGGUAUACCAACACCGGUGGAGAAAAUGACCCAGGCCCAGUUGCGGGCAUUUAUCCCAUUAAUGUUGAAAUAUUCCACGGGGCGGGGUAAGCCGGGUUGGGGUCGUGAGGCCACACGGCCACCAUGGUGGCCCAAAGAAUUGCCCUGGGCUAAUGUGCGUAUGGAUGCCAGAUCUGAAGAUGAUAAACAAAAGAUUUCCUGGACACAUGCAUUGCGUAAAAUUGUCAUCAACUGUUAUAAAUAUCAUGGUCGCGAAGAUUUACUACCCACAUUUGCCGAUGAAGAUGACAAAGUCUCACAAUUGAUCUCACACGAAGAGGAUGAGGAGGAAGAAGAGGUGAUUGUACAGCCUGUCAAUAAUAACAAUAAUACUACCACUACUAUACAAACUGUAACAAAUGCUCCAACUAAUAAUACAACAACUAAUGUAAGGCAACAAGUAAAUGUGGUUAAGAUAAAUAGUUCGGGCACUGUUAUAACCACAACAAAUCCACAUAAUCCCAAUAAUCCUGGACCGACAAUUAUACAGAGUACGAAUGAUCAACAUAUAACCACCACGGCGAGAUUACCAGCAUCGACAAAAAUAGAAUUGUGUCCAGCACCGAUAACACAAAUUACAACACAUCAUCAGCAGCAGCAACACCAACAACAGCAGCAUCAUCAGCAACAACAACAGCAUCAGCAGCAACAACAGCAGCAGCAUCAUCAGCAACAACAACAACAGCACCAGCAGCAACAACAGCACCAGCAACAACAACAUCAUCAGCAGCAACAACAUCAUCAGCAGCAUCAUCAACAACAGCAGCAACAACAUCAUCAGACUCAACAUCAACAGAUUCAUACCACAACGAAUGCUGCCCAGACCAUUGCUAAUGCCCAAGUUUGCAUAGAACCCAUGACAUUGGGAGAUGUUGAUUACACCACCCAAACGGUAUUAUCUACCAUACAAAAUGCCGAUGGCACAGUAUCUCUGAUACAGGUUGAUCCAAAUAAUCCUAUUAUUACAUUGCCCGAUGGUACAACAGCUCAGGUUCAGGGUGUUGCAACGCUCCAUCAAGGCGAAGGUGGUGCCACCAUACAAACCGUUCAAAGUCUUGCCGAUGUUAAUGGUCAUGAAAAUAUGACUGUUGAUUUAACUGAAGCCACUGUCGCCCAAGAUGGACAAAUUUAUAUUACCACGGAGGAUGGUCAAGGUUAUCCCGUCUCUGUUAGCAAUAUGAUAACAGUACCCGUCUCAGCAUCCAUGUAUCAAUCGAUGAUGGCCAAUAUACAACAAAUCCAUACAAACAGUGAUGGUACUGUUUGUAUAACACCAAUGCAGGUUGAAAACGGCGAUCAGCUGGAAACAAUCAACAUAUCACCCGGCAUGCAUCAAAUGAUGAUACAAGGUGCACCCGGUGAACAGCCGCAAGUUUUACAAGUUGUUAGCCUAAAAGAUGCCACACUGCUGUCGAAAGCCAUGGAGGCAAUUAAUAGCGGUAAUGUCAAAGCAGAUGAUACCAUUAUAAUGGAACAAUAGAAUACGGCAUUUGCCAAAACGAUGGCACAACAAUUGAGAAC